Messenger RNA from Puntigrus tetrazona (Sumatra barb), 2124 nucleotides. Its product is annotated as cathepsin A-like. The coding region runs from base 10 to 1473 and encodes 487 amino acids. The record is from RefSeq and is a predicted model, not a curated record. Gene Ontology annotation, molecular function: serine-type carboxypeptidase activity. Gene Ontology annotation, biological process: proteolysis. The transcript has 11 exons. NCBI's taxonomy places the organism in Eukaryota, Metazoa, Chordata, Actinopteri, Cypriniformes, Cyprinidae.
AAAAGUCACAUGACAGUCGGUGGACGGGAAACGCGAGCCGCGGGGUCUCGGGGCUUUUCGAGCGCUGUGUGCGGGUCCGUGUCCGUCAGGCUGUGUGAGAUGUUUCCUCUGCGAGUCUUCUUCUGUCUUCUGUCCGUGUCUGUGCAUGUCGCGAGCGGCAUGUAUGAUCCGGACGAGGUGCUGGAUCUGCCGGGCAUGUCUUUCAAACCCAAUUACCGUCAGUGGUCAGGAUAUCUGAAGGCCAGUUCUGGCAAGUUUUUGCAUUAUUGGUUUGUAACGUCUCAGAGGGACCCACUUAAAGAUCCAGUCGUCCUGUGGCUGAACGGAGGGCCAGGCUGCAGCUCUUUGGAUGGGUUUCUAUCAGAGAACGGCCCCUUUCAUGUCAAUGAUAAUGGAGCCACACUUUAUGAGAACAUAUUCAGCUGGAAUAAAAUCGCCAAUGUUGUUUAUCUCGAGUCGCCUGCCGGAGUGGGUUAUUCCUACUCGGAUGACCAGAAAUAUCAAACCGAUGAUGAUGAGGUGGCAGAUAACAACUACUUGGCAUUGCAAAGUUUUUUCAUCAAGUUUCCAAAUUUCACCCAGAAUGAGUUUUUCAUUUUUGGUGAGAGUUACGGAGGCAUCUACGCACCCACGCUCAGUCUGAGAGUUGCCACCGGAGGUCAACUUAAAGUCAACUUUAAGGGCUUUGCUGUAGGAAAUGGCAUUAGUAGCUUUGCACUAAAUGACCAAUCUCUAAUCUACUUUGGAAACUAUCAUGGGCUGUUUGGAGAACAGCUGUGGAAGGAUCUGAACGACAACUGCUGUCAAAAUGGAGUCUGUAAUUUCUAUAACAAUUCUAAAGAGUCCUGCUCGGAUGUGGUGUCGCAUGCAUUUAACAUAGUCUAUAACUCUGGCCUGAAUACAUAUGCGCUGUAUCUCGACUGUGCUGGAGGUGUCACAUCUCAGAGAGCCAUGAUGCAUCUUUUCAAAAACUUCAGGAAGCACUGGGAAGCUAAUAAGUUAGUAGGAAGUACUCCAAAUGUUCAGGGAGUGCCUCCAUGCAUCAACAGUACUGCUCAGAUGAACUGGCUUAACCGAGGAGAUGUGAGGAAGGCGCUGCACAUUCCCGACGUGCUUCCACCGUGGGACAUCUGCAGCGAUGACGUGGGAAGACAGUAUCAUACCAUUUACCAAACUGUGAAGGAUGUCUAUGAGAAACUGCUGGCUUUGGGUCUGAGAGCUUUGGUCUAUAAUGGAGAUACCGAUAUGGCUUGUAACUUCCUUGGGGACCAGUGGUUUGUUGAGCAGCUUGGACAGAAGGUGAGCACACAAUACCAACCCUGGAUUCAUGAUAAACAGAUUGCUGGAUUCUACCAGCAAUUUGGCAACAUCACUUUCCUCACAGUUAAGGGUGCAGGUCACAUGGUUCCUCAGUGGGCUCCUGGUCCAUCUCUCCAGAUGCUAAAGAGUUUCCUGUCCAAUAAGCCUUACUGAACUUACUCCAGACAACGUGCCCUGUCUUAAAUAGACCACUAAAAAAUUAGGUUUGGUUAAGAAAACUGUUGAAAUGUGAAAAUGAAGAUUGCACAAUAAUUUUCUCAGGGACUGGUGGGUGUAACGUGUGUUUGCAUAUGUUGAUAUGCCUUUAUUUUAUUGUUAUUAUUUUUUAAAUCUUUUUAAAUCAAUUUUCACUUGAACACAGUGGGUGGUUUUCAUAGUAUUGGGAUAAUGCCAUUUUGUUAUAAUCAACAUUUUUAGGUUUAUAUCACUUUUUAAAACCAGUAUUAGUUAAUAUCACAUAGUUUUGAAAUGAUUAAAUCAUGGGUUUCUAUUAUUAGUUCUGUAAGAGGUAAGAUGCUCAUUUGUGAGAAAUGAGAAUAAAUGUAUUCAUUUUCUUCCUACCCUUGAUUCACAAUACUGAAAAAAUGUUAUACUAUGAAUUAUUUUAGUCUAUGGUUAUAAAUUGUUUGCAAUCCAACCUAUUUGUCAGAUCUCCUAAUAAGGAUUAUGUGGAUGAGUAUGUAGCACUCCCAUUUGGUCCAAGAUGGUCCUUAAGGUGUGUUUAAAGAACUAGAUUUUUACAUGGAAGGUUAUUUACAUGGAAUCAUUAUAAACCAAGAAAUAAAAAAAGUUGUUUUGAGUGUA